AUGACUGCGUCGGCUGUUCAAAGCCAUCUGCACCACACAGCUGCGAGCGACUGUUACGACCCCGAUGACGUCCUUCCUCACGAUAGCCCACAAAUGCAAGCUCACCGCCCCAGACUUCAGCCCUCACCCAGUCCUCCGCCUGCUCUCAGUCCUAGCCGAAAGUCGUUCCGCGGUCGUCACAAGGUCGAGCCCAUCCAAGGCGAUGCUGUGUUAGUGGCUCACCUCGGAUCCGGCAGAGCGCCAGACGUCGCCCAGGCCGCUGCUCUUGAACCCCUGGCCUCUGACAACGGAUCCGAAUCUGAGUCGUCUUCUCCAACCUCUCCUGAGCGCGACAUGAAUAAAUCGGCGGAACCUUUCGAUCUCAAAAUCCUCGCUGCCGGCGCCUUGGCUUUCACUUCACCUGGCGCUCCCGAAUCCUCUGUCCCAGUCACCAAUCCCGCUGUCGGGACACUCAAAAUCGAUCAAUCACGCUCAGGAGAGAGGUCCCGGGCUCAACAUGAGGCCUUGCCUUUGGGGGCCAGUAGUCGGGUGUUGCCAAUUCGCGAUGAUCGGCCAAGUCUAGGCUUAGCUUCCCCGGCCGUCCUUUACUCUGCCGGGGACAAGUACACUUCUCAUCGUUCCGCACCUAGUCUUUGCCAGGCCGAGGUCACGUCCCCGAUGAGCCCUCCACAGUCUGCUCCCAGUGGUCUUCCUCCACUUCUGGACUCCCCAAAGUCUGAUGGCAGCGGUCAUGGUCCGUUACCAUCUAUCAGAUCACAGCUUGGGGACUUGCAGCGCCUGGCAGAUACUGCCAGAAGUCCUGAGCAUGAUAUGGGUUCUGCGCGACACGCUGCUUCAUAUCCCAGGUCGUCACCUACCAAUAUGCCCAGACUGCCCUCACUAGCCGGACUCCCAGCCGGACUGCCAAUGGGCCAUGCAUCACCUCCGAUCUCACCCAAUGAAGGCUUUCGUAGAGAGCACCCGUCGCCCGCGCACCCCAUGGCCGUUGUCAGUCCUUACUACUACCCGUCUUCAUCGACCGGUGGCCAUCACCGACAGAGUACCGACUAUAGUAGCAGUACGGCAGAAACCCCAAGCACUGAUCAGACCGCGUCAACGCCCGCCACCUCCGUGGCAGAUCGCAUGAGUAUCGAUGGUCUUACAAAUCCUCAGGCAGGUUAUAUCUGCAACUUCUCGGGUUGCACUGCGGCACCAUUCCAGACACAGUACUUACUCAACUCGCACGCGAACGUACACUCAUCUGCUCGACCACACUACUGCUCCGUCAAAGGCUGCCCUCGUAGUGAAGGUGGCAAGGGAUUCAAGAGAAAAAAUGAGAUGAUCAGGCACGGGCUUGUGCAUGAAUCUCCGGGAUAUGUAUGCCCUUUUUGUCCUGAUCGAGAGCACAAGUAUCCUCGGCCAGAUAAUCUUCAGAGACAUGUUCGGGUACAUCAUGUGGACAAAGAUAAGGACGACCCUGCUUUGCGAGAUGUGCUGGCACAGAGACCAGAUGGGCCAAAUCGUGGCCGAAGGCGCAGAGGAGGGCCUGUCUAA
Colletotrichum godetiae is the source of this 1533-nucleotide messenger RNA. RefSeq lists its product as uncharacterized. The transcript is spliced from 2 exons. The record is from RefSeq and is a predicted model, not a curated record. NCBI's taxonomy places the organism in Eukaryota, Fungi, Ascomycota, Sordariomycetes, Glomerellales, Glomerellaceae. Bases 1 to 1533 code for a protein of 510 amino acids.